Messenger RNA from Macrosiphum euphorbiae (potato aphid), 912 nucleotides. NCBI's taxonomy places the organism in Eukaryota, Metazoa, Arthropoda, Insecta, Hemiptera, Aphididae. The record is from the annotation of a GenBank genome assembly.
AUGACAGAAGCUGUGGUGAGUGGAAAAGAUACCCGUUGCUUAUUCAUUAACAAUGGUGAUGAUUUGUUGACUUUAAAAAAAGUUGUAUCCAAAAAAACCGACAAAGAUGAUGAGAAACAAAAACUUAAUAAAUCUGUAGAAACUAAUGGCAGUGAAUUAAAUGGAAACCACAAUAAAACUGAUAGCAUAAAUUUUGAUGUCGAUAAUACAUCAUCGUUAGAACCAAAUUUAGAAAUGGAUAGUGAUACUGAUCGUAAUAUUACUAUCGGUUCAAUUUGCACCCAAGAAGAUCGAGAAUCAGAAACUAUUGAUAUCUCAAAUGAAAAUUCAAAUGAAGCAGAUGUAAAAAACGGUGAAAAAGAUAUUCAAGUAAAUUCAAUUAAAUGUCUAGAUGUUCCAUAUUCUCCGAGUGAUUCUUUAUAUGAUAAUGAUUCACAUGAUUUGGAAGAUGAUUAUUCAGAAUUAAAUAAUAUUGGGUCACCCACGUCUUACUUUAAUAUAUCAGCAAGAGCACCAUUACAUUCUUAUAAGGAUUUAGAUACUACGUUUGAGGAUGAUAUUUUAUUACUGGAAAAAGAAGUAUUAAAUAAUGAGCGAAAACGAAAAUUCGAAGAUUCAGCAGAACAAGAACAAAAGUCUACUAAGAUACUUAAAUUGUGGAACUUGAUGAAAUAUCCUUUUCAAAAAAUAUCAUAUGGCACUUCAUUAAGUGAAGAUAAAUCAAAUAUUUCUAUAGCAGAAAUCAUAGUUGAAAAAGAAAAUACCAUAGAACCCGAGUCAGCUAUUUGUGAAAACAAUAGUGAUAAUGAAAAAACCGAAGAAAAAAACACUCAAAACAAUUUUGAGGCAGAUGAAGAAAUUGUGGAUACUUCAAUAAAUGUGAAUACACAAAAAUUCUGUAACAUAAUGUAA